AUGUCGGCUGGCGCACAGAGUCCAGCUGCCGCCGCUGCCGCCGCUGCAGCGGAGCAAAGAAGAGAGAUUCUUUUUGCAGAAUGGCUUGCCAAGAAUCACAGCACAGCACGAUACUGGGCCGCAGCAACAGGACUACUGGUUGGGUUGUGCGUCGUCUCGCACUGGUCACAAAAAUUGUACAGCACACAUUUGUCACGGAAACCAAAUGCUUUACGGUCGACAGUGAGAGCAAUCGCAGGUCCCAUGCAACGACUGAGCACAGCACGAUCAGUAGGACCAGUGACAAUCCUACCCGGAAAAUUCACUCUGGCAAUGCUCUACUUUGCUAUCAAUGCAGCUUUGACAUUCUACGACAGCCCUCAAAACGCCCCCAUGAAAACCAUGCUGUCGAAGAGAUUCGGAUGGAUAGCUCUCCUCAAUCUCCUCCUCACAGUCUUUUUGGGUCUCAAAAACACCCCAUUAUCUCCCCUAGCCGGCCACUCCUUCGAUAGUCUCAACAUUUUGCACCGCUGUGUCGGCUAUACAACAAUUCUCUACAUGAUUCUCCACUCCACAACCUACACCGCCUUCCUCUUCGAAUCUGGAUUUCAGUCCGUUUUGGCAGACCCCAAAGAAUAUGCCGGUGCAGUCUCAGGUUUCUCUAUGCUGGCUCUCCUCGCAACUUCAAUCGGACCUGUCCGGAAACGUGUCUACGAAGUCUUUUACGCAGCUCAUAUCAUCCUCGUCGGGAUCAUUAUCAUCGCUCUAGGACUGCAUAGGCCAGAAUACACGAUCAAAGCUUUCAUUAUUACAAGCUUGGCGGGAGGCCUCUGGCUCGCAGAUCAAACCUUCAGAUUUUCCCGAUGGAUCUACCACAACUCGACUGCUACACUCCACCCUCUCCCCGGCAACGCAACUCUCGUAAAACUCAACAAACCCAUCUCCGCAGCCCCAGGUUCAUCCGUCUUCCUCUGGAUCCCCUCCAUCAAAAAAUUCCAACGCCAUCCAUUCACCCUCGUUUCCGCCUCACCUCAAGCAACACUCCUCAUAAAAUCCCGCGCCGGGUUUACUCAAUCCCUCUACGACACCGCUUGCUCGAACCCCAGUGUCAUGCAUUUCCAAGCCAGUAUUGAAGGUCCUUAUGGCCACGUCCCCAACGUCCACGAGCACUUUCAAAAAGUUUUGCUCAUUGCUGGAGGUUCUGGAGUGACGUUUACCAUGGCUUUGGCUUUAGAAUGGAUUCGAAAAAGAAAGACGCCGAGGGAUACGAGGGUCUUGCAGUUUUACUGGUGUGUGAGGGAUUCGGCUUGUUUGGAAUGGUUUGCGGAGGAAUUCAAAGAACUUGGGAAGGAGAGGAGAGUUGAUGUUAAGGUCUUUUGUACCGCAGAGAGGGAAGGAGGCAUUAAUGAUGUUAGUGAGAGGAGUAGUGUUGAGAAAGAAUUCAUUGGCGAUGAAGAGAAAUUGGGAUCUAUGGGCAAUUUGAGUCGUGUGGCUGUGAGAGGUUCGCGAGAAGAAGUAAGGAGGGAAGUUUCUGGCAGACCGGACGUGAGGGCUCUCGUGGGUGGUGCGGUGGAAGGUCUGAGUGAGGAUGAAAGGGUGCUCAUUGCUGCUUGUGGGCCUGAAGGGUUGUUGAAUGAUGUCAGGAAAGCAGUUGCUGUGAGUCGGGUUGCUAAAGCGCCUAGUAUUGAGAUGUUUUUGGAGAAAUUUUCGGUUUGA
This is a messenger RNA of Pseudocercospora fijiensis CIRAD86, 1695 nucleotides long. RefSeq lists its product as uncharacterized. The transcript has 2 exons. Gene Ontology annotation, molecular function: ferric-chelate reductase activity. Gene Ontology annotation, biological process: copper ion import; iron ion transport; intracellular iron ion homeostasis. The coding region runs from base 1 to 1695 and encodes 564 amino acids. Lineage: Eukaryota; Fungi; Ascomycota; Dothideomycetes; Mycosphaerellales; Mycosphaerellaceae. The record is from RefSeq and is a predicted model, not a curated record. Gene Ontology annotation, cellular component: plasma membrane.